Messenger RNA from Suncus etruscus (white-toothed pygmy shrew), 2521 nucleotides. RefSeq names its product zinc finger protein 883-like. The transcript is spliced from 3 exons. The record is from RefSeq and is a predicted model, not a curated record. Lineage: Eukaryota; Metazoa; Chordata; Mammalia; Eulipotyphla; Soricidae. Gene Ontology annotation, cellular component: nucleus. The coding region runs from base 6 to 2132 and encodes 708 amino acids. Gene Ontology annotation, molecular function: DNA-binding transcription repressor activity, RNA polymerase II-specific; RNA polymerase II cis-regulatory region sequence-specific DNA binding. Gene Ontology annotation, biological process: negative regulation of transcription by RNA polymerase II; central nervous system development.
CACUAAUGCAGCUCUUGUGUUUAUGCAGGGUUUUCAACAUGUAUAAGCCCAGCAUGAUCUCCUGGCUGGAGCAGGAAGGCCUGAGGACGGUGGAGAGGGGCGUGCUCCAAGAAUGGGACCUCCAGCUGCCAAACAAAGACUCCGAACUUGAGCCCUUUAACGCCGAGAAGGAAGCAGCCAUUCGGAUCAAAACGGAGCAACUCGAGGAGUGGGAGGUCUACGAGUGUGCGCAGUACAGGAAGGACUUCGGGGGAGUCCCGGGGGAGCCACCGCACAGAGACGUGGCCUCAGAAGACGACGAAGAUGACGGUGAGGAGUGCAGAAAGGACAUCCCCAGCCCCAAGCGGAGACCAUCCCCAGAGACCGCCAUUCGGGACACCGUCCACCUGGCUAAGGCCCCGGCCCCUGCCGCUGACGGGAAGCCCUUCUACUGCAAGGAGUGCGGCCUGUUCUUCAUCAACGCUGCCUGCUUCAAAAUUCACGAGCAGAUGCACGCGGGCUCCUUCCGCUGCCAGGAGUGUGGUCUCGACUUCAGCUGCGCCGCACACCUGACCAUCCACCUGCAGGCCCACGCAGACUCGGGCGGUUUUGGGGCCUCCCUGGCCCAGCCCACGACCCUGGCGGCCGACCAGCGGCACGGGAGUGGGCAGGGGGACGCCGCGGCCACCGCCAUAGCCACCGCCAGUACCACCACCGUGGCUGGGGAGGAGGAAGACGAGGACGACGACGAUGACGACGACGACGUGGAGGAGUCGGAAAAGAUCUUCAAGUGCGACAAGUGCUGGCGGGCUUUCAGCACCUUCUCCAAGCUCACCACGCACUUCCGCACGCACACGGGCGAGAAGCCCUUCCAGUGCAACGUGUGCGGCAAGACCUUCACCACCUCCUCCUACCUGAGCAUUCACAAGCGGGUGCACACGGGCGAGAAGCCGUACGUGUGCCAGGAGUGCGGCAAGGCCUUCACGCAGUCGUCGGUGCUGACCAAGCACCUGCGGGUGCACACGGGCGAGAAGCCGUACAAGUGCAAGGAGUGCGGCAAGGCCUACGUGAAGUCGUCCGGCCUCAUUGAGCACAUGAACGUGCACACGGGCGAGAAGCCGUACACGUGCAAGGUGUGCGGCAAGGCCUUCGUCAAGUCGUCGGGCCUGACGCUGCACAUGAAGAUCCACACGGGCGACAAGCCCUACAAGUGCGACAAGUGCGGCCGGGCCUUCUACUCCUCGUCCAACCUCACCAAGCACUUCCGCACGCACACGGGCGAGAAGCCCUUCCAGUGCAACAUCUGCGAGAAGACCUUCACCACCUUCGCCUACGUGGCCAUCCACAAGCGCUCGCACACGGGCGAGAAGCCCUACGUGUGCAAGAAGUGCGGCAAGGCCUUCACGGCCUCCACGCGCCUCACCAAGCACCUGCGCUCGCACAACGGCAAGAAGUACGAGUGCGAGCUGUGCGGCAAGACCUUCGCCAAGGCCUCCUGCUUCCUGGGCCACAAGCGCACCCACAGCCUCGACACGGCCGUGGUGACGGGCGUCAUGCCCGCCACACCGGCCUGCAUCUGCCCCGACUGCGGCCGGGUGUUCCUGGACGCCGCCGCCCUGACCGUCCACGCCAAGACGCACGCCGAGGAGAAGCCCUUUGCCUGCACCUUGUGCGGCAAGGCCUACGCCAAGGCGUCGGGCCUGGAGGGCCACAUGCGGAGCCACACGGGCGAGCGGCCCUUCUCCUGCCAGGAGUGCGGCAAGGGCUUCCUCAAGGCCUCGGGCCUGGGCGACCACAUGAGGAUCCACACGGGCGAGAAGCCGCACACCUGCCCCGAGUGCGGCAUGGCCUUCAUCAAGUCGUCGGGCCUGAGCGAGCAUCUCAAGGUGCACACCCGCGAGAAGCCCUACAAGUGCGACAAGUGCGGCAAGACCUUCGCCUCCACCUCGCACAUCACCAACCACUUCCGCUCGCACACGGGCGAGAAGCCCUUCCAGUGCAACGUGUGCGGCAAGGCCUUCGCCUGCUCCUCCUACGUGACCAUCCACAAGCGCACGCACACGGGCGAGCGGCCCUACGAGUGUCGCAAGUGUGGCCGUGGCUUCACCGCCUCCUCCUGCCUCAUCAAGCACCUGCGUUCCCACAGCGUGUAGACGGGCCCGACCGAGGGGGUCAGGGAAGUCACUCGGGGUCCACUAUCUUCGUGGCCCGGCCCUCCGGGUCUCAUGCCAUCGCGCUCCUCUGGCACAGGGAAGCCACAGGGACUGUCGGUGGCCUUGUGCACGCAGGGCCUGCCCGGACCUGUUUUUCUUUUUCUUUUUCUUUUUUCCCCUUUUGAGUGUUCUCAACGUGGGAGCAUCUGAACCAGCGUCUCGCCGUCACUCGUGGGAGAAUUGCAUGCAUGGCAGUGGGGAGACAGUCUCCCCCCCCACCCCCAGACACAUGCCUCCCCCAGCGGCCGCAGCUGUCUCCCAUCUGUCUUCCUGGCUCACGGGAUCCGACCAGGUCUGGGACUUCCCAGCUAAAGGGUCUACCCAGCCUC